This is a messenger RNA of Chroicocephalus ridibundus (black-headed gull), 5718 nucleotides long. It is a transcript of the gene RAB19, whose product is annotated as RAB19, member RAS oncogene family. Gene Ontology annotation, cellular component: Golgi apparatus. The transcript has 4 exons. Gene Ontology annotation, biological process: vesicle-mediated transport. NCBI's taxonomy places the organism in Eukaryota, Metazoa, Chordata, Aves, Charadriiformes, Laridae. Bases 170 to 814 code for a protein of 214 amino acids. The record is from RefSeq and is a predicted model, not a curated record. Gene Ontology annotation, molecular function: GTP binding; GTPase activity.
CCCCUAGCUCAGCCAGAGGAGGAGGAGGAGGAGAAGGAGGAAGAAGAGGAAGAGGAGGGGGACUACAUUUCCCGCCGGCCCCGGGAGGGCCGGGGCGGGUACAAAGCGGGCCCCGCCUGUCCCGGCAGGUGAGCGCUAGCAGGUCCGUCGCCCUUCGCGGGAGUCCGCGAUGCCUUUCUCUAGCUCCGGCGCGGACGAUGCCUUCGACUACCUCUUCAAGAUCAUCCUGAUCGGGGACUCCAACGUGGGGAAGACGUGCGUGGUGCACCGCUUCAAGACGGGGCAGUACAACGAGAAGCAGCAGAACACCAUCGGCGUCGACUUCACCGUGCGCUCCAUGGACAUCGACGGCAAGAAAGUGAAGAUCCAAGUGUGGGACACAGCUGGUCAAGAACGCUUCCGGACAAUAACCCAGUCUUAUUACAGGAGUGCCCAUGGGGCCAUCCUCGCCUAUGACCUUACUAGGAGGUCCACAUUUGAAUCCAUUCCUCACUGGAUUCACGAAAUUGAAAAGUAUGGUGCUGCAAACUUGGUCAUGAUGUUAAUUGGGAACAAAUCAGAUUCACUAGAUAAGCGCCAGGUCCUGUUUGAAGAUGCCUGCACACUGGCAGAGAAGCAUGGGCUCUUAGCUGUACUGGAGACAUCGGCAAAAGAAGCUCAAAACAUAGAAGAGGUCUUCACAUUAAUGGCUAAGGAGCUGAUAGCCCGGAAUACCUUACAGCUUCAUGGAGAGAACCCUCCGAACAGCAUCUAUCUUGAUUCCAGGCCAGUGAUUGCUAGUCCAAGUGUGGAGAAGAGCCAGUGCCUCUGUUGAAGAGAGAGUUCAGGAAGAACUUAGAAGUCUUCAUUCUUCUGAGGCUAUUUGAUUUCAUUUUAUUCAAUUGAUGAAAGUGUGCUAUGUGACCUCAAGCCAUCUCUCUGAUAUCUCUACCUUGCAGAUUGGCUUGUAAGUAUCUUCAGAGAUCAUUAAUGUUGAUAGCACAGGUUGCUUUGAAUGUGGCAGCUGAUACUUUAACACAAACUUCUGAGCUGAGAGGACUUGGGAAGCUGCCAGCCCUUGCCUUAACCAAAGAGAACUUUAAAAAAAUUAUUGCCUUCAAUUAUAGCCUUAAAUGUUUUUCUGGCUGUGUCAGAUGAUAAAUUUGCACCAGAGCUCUGCAUUGACUUGAUCCUUCUAAACUACGUUGUUUUUUCUAGUGCAAGCACUUUAUUUUUUGCCAGCAGCUUUAAGAAGUCUGGCACAUGCUUGGACAGCAGUAGCCCAUUGUUGCUUAAACUUGCAUUUAGCACACUCCUGAUGUCAGAUGUGUAGCCACUCAUCCCAAGGAUCAUAACAGAGUACAUGAUUUCACAUCUGUACUGAUUUCCUCACCAGGCAGACCUAGAGACAUCCCUGGGGUUUCACAGCAGGCAGAAUAUGAUACAUUAGGGUCCCAGCCUUCUUCCUGGGGUGGGAAAAGUUGUCUUCCAUUUUGUUCUCUAAUUCUAAGGAUAGUUUCCAGUAGUGAUCUCUGUCUUGCUACAUAAACUUCCCAGGAGUAGUGAAGCUUCCAAGGCACCAGUAAUGGCCUAAAUCAAUGCUGGGCUGAAAGGACUUUUUUUUUUUUUUUUUUGGUCCUUCCUUUUGAUGUGCUGAUUUUAAUGAAAAGCCUUCUGUAGCUUGUGUGAUGGGCCAAAGACAGCUUGAGAGUAUGCCUGUAGAUUUUUCAAGAGAGUGUGAAGAAGGGAUUCCAGCUCCUGUAAAACUGAGCAAGGGGUUAGAUGGUUUAAUUGUGUAACCUUACCACACCACCGUAAGGGCAUGGUGUGGAGCAUACCAGAAAGCUACCCCUAGGCAAGUGUAUAUGUUACUGUUAGGGAGACUUAACAUCUUGGUAGCAAUAGAAAGGUUUUGUAUUGCUCCUCCCAAAUGCAAGCUCUGCUUUUGGGGACCGGCUGCUUCUAUGUACCAGAACUGAAUGAAGAGUUUGUUGUUUUGGUUGGGUUUUUUUCAGUAGAUGGAAACAGGGAAGGAGGAGGAGGAAAGAAAUAUUAUACAGAGGAAGUUUUUUUGACUGCAGUCCACAUGUACCAAAGUGUAUCACUUAAGCAGUUACUGUUAAGCUAUGAACUGGAGCUCAAACUCUGUAAUGCUAAAAUACAGUCUGGGUUACAUGCAGAGAAGCCCUGGGAAGGCCAGUAUGCUGCUAGCUUACCAGACAGCAGCCUACCCAUGUUUCACAAGUGCCUGAAAAAUAGGGGGAAAAAAACAUGUAGCAAAUAUUUCUGGAAAAAAUCUUGUCUGAGAAGCGUAAAAAAAAAUAAAGUAGGAUGAAUCACUGAUUUAUAGUCUUGCAAAUAUUUCUAAUAUUAUUAAUGCUUCCUCUGGCCAGGUUCUUUGCUAUCCCAUGUGAAGAAGGGGGGUUAAUUCAGCUAUGUGUAAACUGAGGGAGAAAUCGUCAAUGCUAGCCUCUAAGCCUCUUGCUAUAGCCAGCUAAGGAGAAAGCUGCAUCAUCUUCUGGCAUCCUCUUUCUGAUCUGUUUUCUUUCUAAAUCUUAAUUUGGUAUUAGCCUAGUAGUUGCAUUUCAGUUUGCAUGUUUAGGCAGCAGUAAACACCAUAACCUUUCACAGCAGCUGAACAAGUACCAAUCCAGAUUCCAAAUAACUAGUUUCUACAACUCUUGUCACUGGGAAAACAGUCAAUAGCAGUUUUUUGUUUUUUAGUAUCCGCACUUGGAACAAAGUUUGCUAGCAGUUUCAUUCAGAUAUACCAGAGAUAGUAUUUGCAGCAAAUACUAAUCUUCUAGGAGACCUUAAUAGAAAAGUAUUGUGUUCAGCUCCAGUUACGCUCUUUCAUUAGCCAAGAAUUAGAGGAAGGAUCUUACCAGCAGAGUAUUAACCUCUGUAUGCUUCAUUGGGUUUACUGCCUUAAUUAGAGAUUACUGUAUGAAGUUCUUUUGCUUACCCCCACUGUGGGGGCUUCUGCAGGCCCAUGUUCCCUGAACUGCCCAGCACUGACAGGUUACAGGGCUCUUGCCAUUCUCUUCCCACACACACAGAGCCACCUGCAGAGCAAGUCCUUCGCUAGCAGAAAGCUCUGCAACACAGGAUCAUGGAAAACAGGCUCAUGAUUGUGCUUUGAGCUGUGCUGUUCCCUUUCAAUAAACUAGUCUUAAAUACCUACCCCUUGUGCAAUUAAAACAGGAGUGUGACCUCUUUUGGUUGGUUGUUUGGCAUCUUCCUCAAGCCCUGGGGACAGUUACACUGAAUGGCUUCCAUAGGGUGUUUUUUUUAAGCUGCCCUCAUAAAUGACGAGCAAGCUGCAGCCAUUGCCCACAAGAAGGUUCUUCAGAGUGCAUAUUGGUAAACAGUAUUACUCAUGAGGUAAUAUGUGAAGAAAGCUAUAACUUAAAAAAAAAAUCCCUUUAUUAUAGCAUGUUAUUCUAGACUGUAAGGUAGAACCACUGGAUUGAAAAACAGGCACAGUGUAACUUCUGCAGUUGUGCCUUUCCCUAUCACAGAGCAGAUGGAAGCAUGCAGCUAUGACAAUGCAAGACACAUUAACUGCUAUGGAACCUUAUAUUAAUAUGUUUGUUUUCCCAGCAUCAUAUGCAAAUCCAAUGUGCAUCAUUAAUGCACUUGUAGUAAAGCGUAGCUUAUUUUAAUGUUAUUUUACAAUGCUAUUCUAAAAAACCACUGUCCCACAGUUUUAAGAGCUGCAUCCAGCUUGAAGAUGAGCUUAUUUGUGAUUUUUUUUUUAAUCUACUUGGAAGAAGUAUUUGGAUCUUAGCUGUUGCACAAUACUUGCAUUGGUAUCACACCUAUGCCCUAUGAGACUGAAGCAGCACCUAUCCACCUAACAGGGUAACAAAAAAACCUAGAAGUAUUUUAGAACAGAGCAAGUUCUGACACCUCCCAGAAGCUGUCUUAAAAGUAAACACAACUGCAACUCAGUGCUGUGGAAAGCACAUGGCCCUGCCUGUGUGGUCAAGCUUUUCUUCAUACAUCAGGGAACAGGCUCUUAAUAACAAAAGCUGAGGUUCUUAUCUAGUCAUUCCAGUUAAAGUAUAGUUGGAAAGGAGACAGAGAAAGCAGUUUUCAGGCUACAAACAGAGAUAGAUCACUCUAUGUCGGAGCCUUCUUUAAGGAAGAAGAUGCAUGCCUAUGCUUUUGGACAGGGAACUGAAACUGAAGCUUCCCCCAGCCAGGUGAAUGCUCGAACCACAGCAUUAUGUAAAGCCUCCCCUUCCCAGCUGUGGGCUGCCAACAGGCAGGUUUUUAUAUAUCUCAUUUCCCAGAACACCACACUCAGCUCAAGGCAGGGGGGCUUUAAUAAUCAUUGCUCAGUGCACUGACCCCUGAAGCCAUUUUCAAGCAUCUCUCCAGAGCACGUUAAGGACUGGAGCUACAACAGACAAUGCUGGGCUAUCAGUGUCCUUUGACAGUAGUUUUUGCCAGGCCAAGAGCCCCUUUUACUUAAGUAAGAGUACUUCAACUUUUAAUAGGAACUUGCCAUUUGAGAGAGGUAGGACUUGUAAAAGACUUUUAAAGCACUUUUUCUAGUGCUGCUGUUCUAAAAAAUCCACCUUAAUUCAGCUGCCUGCAUAGGCUCUAUCUAUGCACUCACUUCAAGCUGUUGCCAAACAGGUGUUGACUCUAGGUUGACUGCAAGGGACAAAUAGCACACCCAUGGAUAACAGCAGCAAGUAGGAGCAGAAAGUUUAACAUAUUUGCAAUCCCACAUUUCCUUGCUACAGAUGUGUCCAUGAACAUCACAAGGGACUACAACGUAGAUUCUCUAUUGCUUUAAGCUGCUGUAGCAUUAAUAAUUCCAUCUAUACAAGUUCUGUUCCAAACAUGAGACACCCCAUAGCCCACUGGGCCCUCCAAACAAAUCUAUUUUGUACCAGCUGUAGCAGGAAAGAGUUACUUUGUAUGUCAUUCAAUGAACCAGGCAUCCCCUCAGCUAGGUGACAAUACACCUUGGGCUACAAUCGGGAAAACGCUGUGCUAUCAAGAUGUGAACUAAAGCAGCAGAGAUUGUAAAGACGUGCUCUUUGCUUGUAUCAUCACAUUCAGAUCAACUAGAAUGGGCAGCAGACACUUACUUGGCACUUACUACAAGAUGCAAACCAUAUGUAUAUGUUCUUGCAUAGGGAGUAAAGUCAAGGUGCUUCAAGGGAGAGCAUACAUCUUUUUCUAAACGUUUUGAAAUCAAGAUUUUGCUGGUGGAAGUUUAUGAGUCUUUAUACCUUUUUCGUCUUAACACUAUUCUCAGUGGCCUCUUCAGUUUCUGUACCUUAGGUAUUUGCUUAAAGAAAACAUAGCAUAGCCUAAGUUGUCACCCUCCAUAUUUUCACAUUAAAAGUUUGUUUUAAUUCUACUGACUUUAUUCCUGUUCUUACGGUGGAAAACCACAGGAGCCUGUUAACAUACUCUACUCAUUUCAAAGGCCCUACUCUUUUCAGUCAUUCCAGUUUGGGGUGGGAAAUCAUAACACAACAGGAAGCUUAGAAGCAGGCCUACCAACAGCAAGAUUCAAACUGGAAGUGACAGACAGCACUAUUGCUUGAUGACAAAUACAUACAGUUCUUUACCUUACAGAAGAACCACCAUAGCACGCUUCAAAGCGGGAGAUCAACAGAAACUACUUGUCAGGAUGCACUUGACUACAUCAGUCACCUUGCAGCUAGACAGAACAGCCUCCACCACAGCAAAUCACUUACUUGCAUAUUCUCA